GCUUUUCCACCUAUGCCGCGGGCGACCACAAGCCAAGGAACCGGCGCCCAGUCGCGGCGGGGCGGAGGGGAGGAAGGAAAGGAAAGAGGGGAAAAAAAAAACAAAACACCACACUACACACACACACACACCCGGGAAAGCCGAAGGCACUAGCGGCUGACCUCAGCGCUGGGGAGCGGCCGCCCAGCGGCUCACGCGGCUUGACCAAUAAAAGCGCAGCCCAAACGGCGGCUCCGGCCGUUCGAGGGCUUAGCCGCCGUCGCUUCUGCCUCGCCGCUCCCGACUUUUUGACCGACCUGAGCGCCUCGAGGUGGGCAGCCCGACCCGGCCGAAAAAGGAUUUGACUCGGGGGUCGGCUUGGCCGGCGAGCGGUGGGGCAAAGAUGCUGUUUUGGCACACGCAGCCGGAGCAUUACAACCAGCACUCGACGGGCAGCUACUUGCGUGAUGUGCUUGCACUGCCAUUCUUUAAACAAGAAGAGCCUCAACUUUCCCCUGAGAAUGAUGCAAAACUCCCUCCAUUUCAAUAUGUGCUCUGUGCAGCGACAUCUCCUGCCAUAAAGCUUCAUGAAGAGACUCUGACUUAUCUCAACCAAGGUCAGUCAUAUGAAAUCCGUCUACUUGAGAAUAGGAAAUUGGGAGAGUUUCAAGAUUUAAACACAAAAUAUAUAAAGAGCAUUAUUCGGGUAGUUUUUCAUGAUCGGCGUUUGCAGUAUACUGAGCACCAACAGCUAGAAGGCUGGAGAUGGAGUCGGCCUGGAGACCGCAUCCUUGACAUAGAUAUCCCACUGUCAGUUGGUAUCUUAGAUCCCAGAGCAAGUCCCACCCAGCUGAAUACAGUUGAAUUUCUGUGGGAUCCAUCUAAGAGAGCAUCUGCAUUUGUUCAGGUGCACUGUAUUAGUACGGAAUUUACUCCAAGGAAACAUGGAGGGGAGAAAGGGGUACCAUUCCGAAUACAAAUGGAUACGUUUAAACAGAAUGAAAACGGGGAGUAUACAGAACACUUGCAUUCUGCAAGCUGCCAGAUCAAAGUAUUUAAGCCUAAAGGAGCAGAUAGGAAACAGAAAACAGACAGAGAAAAAAUGGAGAAGAAAACCACUCAAGAAAGGGAGAAAUAUCAGCCUUCCUAUGAUACAACCAUUCUCACUGAGUGUUCCCCAUGGCCAGAUGUGCCUUAUCAAGUGAACAAUGCUCCAUCUCCAAAUUACAACAGCUCUCCAAACAGUUUCAGCCUUGGAGAAGGCAACAGUUCUCCAACUCAUCAGGUGGAGCUCCUGCCUUCCAGCACUGAUCAUCUCCUUCCCUCUGCUUCUAUUCAAGAUGCUCAGCAGUGGCUUCAUCGAAAUAGGUUUUCUCAGUUCUGUAGACUAUUUUCAAGUUUCUCAGGUGCUGACUUACUGAAGAUGUCCAAAGAAGACUUUGUUCAAAUUUGUGGCCCAGCUGAUGGCAUUCGACUUUUUAAUGCUAUUAAAGGAAGGAAUGUAAGGCCUAAGAUGACCAUUUAUGUCUGUCAAGAACCUGAGCAAAAUCGGACUCAUCAUCAUCAAAAACGAGAGAAUGGAGAUGGUACUCUUUGUAUAUACCAUGCUAUCUUCUUAGAAGAGUUAACUACACUGGAGUUGAUGGAGAAGAUUGCAAACUUGUACAGUAUUUCCCCACAGCAGAUAAACCGGAUCUAUCGGCAAGGACCUACAGGGAUCCAUGUAUUAGUGAGCAAUGAGAUGGUACAAAACUUUCAAGAUGAAUCUUGUUUCCUCAUCUCUACAUUGAAAGCUGAAAGUAAUGAUGGUUACCACAUUAUUCUGAAAUGACCCACUUCUCUGUAUAUUUGGACUUGGAUCAGCUGCACAGCACGACGGCUCAUUCUCCUUCCUGCAACUCAGCCUGUAAAGAUAGAAAAUCCAUUGGAUAAAACACUCUUAUUCACCAAAAGCCCUAACAAGAAGAUUAAAGUGUAUAUUUGGGAGACUCGAGGACCGCAUAAUGCCUUUGCUUUGUUCCUGAUCUAGUGAUAUUUUGAUUCAAGUGCCUUUUUCAGAAAGUAUUGAAAUGAGCAGAUGAAAUAAGCUGAUACAAUAAACCACCAGGUUUUGGAAUUCAUCUUGGAUGUGAAUUUGAAAUUAACUGGGCUUAAUUCUAUUGUCUCCUCUCUUUCCAGACAGUUAAAGGAAGUUAAUUGCAGGUUUUUAUAACUGAUAUGAACUACUUUCCCCCUUAAAGCAGUAUUUUUAAUACUGCUUUGGCAACCUGAAGAUAUGUGGACUUCAGCUGUCAGAAUUCCCCAUACCAUCAAAUUGCCAAAGUUCACAAGCACUACUUCAGAGCAAAGAAACUAUCUUCUAAACUCAUCGUGAGAAAAAAGUUUCUGCACUCUGUUCACAUUAACAGGGGUUUUCUUUUUCCUUUUUUUCCUGAUCUUUUAUACCUCCAGUUUCCAUUUUUAAACUUUUAAUUCAUUUCUUUUGUGUGGGCUUCAGACUUUAAACUAAAACCAGGAUAAAUAGGGUUAGAUCUUACUUGCAACUGAAUGAUGCCCCUCGUUGUAGCUAGCUUAUAUUACAUCAUACAACUUGGCUUUCCUUCGGGUUUAUUGCAUAGAAGGAAAGGGGCUGACUCUUGAGUGGGAAAAUGGGAGAUUGCAAGUUUCCCACCAUUAUAGCUAAGAGAACUACAAAACCCUCAUGGAACUGGGUGAGAUUUGAUUUUGAAAAAUGGCUGCAUGUGUACAUAGCCUGUUGUUAAACAAAAACCUAGCCGCAGUCAAGGCUGCACAUUAAGCUUUACUUUUAAGCCAGUGAUAUGUUCAAGAAUAAUGCAUUGCAUUUUUUUUGCAAAUAAAGUAAAAUAGCUUAAUUCACUGCAUAAGUAAAAAACAAUAAGCAUAAUCAGGAAUAUCUGGCUUUUGUGCCUUGGAUUUAUAACAUGUGUGAAAAAACUCUUAUUUCUGCGGUUAUUCCAUAGCUCUGGUGGUGAUUCCAUGCCUUCAUCUCAAAGCUUUAAAGAGAGUGCUGUUGGAUUUGCUGUGUCUGUUUUUUUUUUCAUGCUUUCUAAUCUGGAAGUGUAACCUACAGGAAUGUACAUGCUUUGUAUGUUAAUGUUCCUUCCACAAGUAGCAUGGACUUUCACAUCUCUAAUCUUUAGAGUGGGGAGAAGCAGAUCUUACAUUGCCCCCACUUCUCUUAGAUAUUGCAUAGAGUUGCACAGAAAUCACAUUAAACUGGAUAGACAGAUGUCUAAUAUUGUAUGUUUUAUAUGCAUUUAAGACAUACCCUUGCACCCUGAUCAAUUGAAUAGGGUAGGUGUGCAGAAGUAGCUUCUGUGCAAAAUUUCCUGUUGGAUUAGAAACAUACAUAAAGAAAGCUAAUGUACAUCGAUCUCCCAUAUGAUUGUAUGAUAGGCCCUGGAUUGGGAUUGCGCACACAAAGGUAGACAACACUGGUUGAGGUGGUAGAUUAUAUGCAGCUGCAUCAUGCAACAUUUGAUUGACAUAUGUUGAGUAAGUGCUCAUGGUCAGAAUCCUCAUAUGUAUAAAGAUAACUUCUUAGACUAGAAUCUUGAUUUAUAUUUUUUUUGCCUUCAUCAAACUCUUGAAAUUAAGCAAAAUAUUGAACUAUUAUACUCCCCAAACAGUUCUGAUGCAAACGUAUCAUGGCACAAUACAAUAUUGGUUCAAAAUUGCCUUUAGCACAUUCCUAACUGUGUGUUGCAUUUCACAGAAGUAUAAAUUCUGAGCUCUUCAUAAUUGUCUUUUUUUACUUCCUGAAAUCAACAAGCUUCAUAGCAGGUUAUUGCUAUUUCCCCACCCACCCCAAAAGAAUGGCGAAAGCUUGUUAUUUCAGAUUAAAAAGUGCAAACCAUUUGAGUCAGUAGCAACAUGUUUUUCUGCCUUAAGUGCUGCAUGUUAAUUCUUGUAAUCCAAUAAGGAAGCUGAUCGAGGUUUAUAAAAUAGCGCUGAUCCUUGACUGCUUCAAAAUACCUCUAGACUAAGAGGGGCUAAGAGUCUUUCUGAGCUGAGGACAUAUUUGGAAGACUGAGAGCCCUUCACCAAAUGAACAUGCUGGAGCUCCCAUUCACAAAUAAAUACCUCUUGUGAUCAGUAUGCCCAGUUCUGUGUGGUCUGGAUGCACUUUAUUGUGGAAAUAAAGAAACUGCUGGAAAUGGUUAAGCAGCAUGCCAACUUUCCAUUUAAAAUUUAAAUCAGUAAACAAAUUUUGGGAUGGCAGGGACCAAGGAAUAGGAUUUUGAGAAAUUACUGCCAGAAAAUUGUAUUAUCUUGCUGUAUCUAUAGCUAUGAGACCUUACUUGUCUCAUAGUACUGACCCUGACAUCUGAGAGAAAAUUUUUGGGUAAUGAAAUGUUUGGUGAUGAAAAGGAUAUUAGAUGUCACAAUACCUUUUAAUAGUGCUAGUCUCUCAGGAAAAGCAGCUUUAAAUCAAUAUCUGACUUUUAAAAAUGUAUGCUGAAUGUUUGCGCUUAUGCCUUUUGCUUUAUCCCUAUUUUUUGUCUUAUUGUGAAGCCUGGUUGAUCUUAAUUUCACUAAAAGUUUGAUAUCCUCAAAUGAUUGGAUGAGGGUAUUUGUGUCUUUCAGAAGGGGUAUGGGAGUUUUCUUGUUUUUACUGUGUAACACAAGAACAAUUUUAAUUGUGAUUUAAAUGAAGGGAGAAUGGAGGCCCAGAAUAAGACUUCUGAGUGAAAGUGUCAGAAUGUUUGUUUAUCGAUUUUUAAAAAAUACAUAUUUUGCACUGGCCAUUCUACUGUUGUACAGAAAAAAAGGUUUCCUGUCAUUCAACUUUGUGCUCUGUUGAAACUAUAAAUAAACUUGUUUGUAAAAAACAA
Pantherophis guttatus is the source of this 4835-nucleotide messenger RNA. RefSeq names its product transcription factor CP2 like 1 (gene TFCP2L1). Gene Ontology annotation, molecular function: DNA-binding transcription activator activity, RNA polymerase II-specific; RNA polymerase II cis-regulatory region sequence-specific DNA binding. The record is from RefSeq and is a predicted model, not a curated record. Lineage: Eukaryota; Metazoa; Chordata; Lepidosauria; Squamata; Colubridae. Gene Ontology annotation, biological process: regulation of transcription by RNA polymerase II. Gene Ontology annotation, cellular component: nucleus.